Messenger RNA from Mercenaria mercenaria, 2433 nucleotides. RefSeq lists its product as uncharacterized. Lineage: Eukaryota; Metazoa; Mollusca; Bivalvia; Venerida; Veneridae. The transcript is spliced from 7 exons. Gene Ontology annotation, cellular component: trans-Golgi network. The coding region runs from base 210 to 956 and encodes 248 amino acids. The record is from RefSeq and is a predicted model, not a curated record.
AGACAGACAUAUUCACAAUAUCAAACUAAUUUUCAGAUAACAUAUUGAUAAUAAUACUCUACAUGUAAAUGGAGGAUUUAAACUAUUUAUUUAAGCAUAAAAUCAUAUCAUACACAAUACAAACAUUUUGAAAAUAACUUUGUGCUGACUUUUAUUUUCAAAAACAAUGAAUAAAAUAGAAGCAUGUUCUAUGUAAAAGAAUAGUUAAAAUGAUUACAUUAAUGAAAGCUGUGUUUGUAUUCAGUGUUCUUAUACACUUUAUUCCCAACUGUUAUGCUCAAAAGGGAAAAUGCACUAAGGUAACUAGUUGUAAAUGCGCGUAUGAGGACGGAGCAAUUGUUGAUCUGACACAGUUAGCAAGUACCGACGGAGGUGCGAGGUAUGAAGAUGUACCCGGAAGUGUCGCUACGACAGUUUACUCAUGGAAUCCAUGUACCAGUUUUACAGAAGGAACAUGUGAAAAUGUUGCGGUAUGUCAAACGACGGAAGAUUUACCUCCGAAUAUUUAUACUUCACUCGGCAGCCAGGAAUCCGCCUUGUUUACCACCGAUGAUGACGGAAAAUUAGCAAUACAGUACAGUGUUGAGAACCAGGGUGUACUAACGACAACAUUGGUCACGUUAGUGUGUGAUGAAAAUUCACAAGAUUCAUUUCAAGUUACCGACGAGGAAAAGCUAGACGCAAAAUAUUUUUUAGAAUUGACCAGUCCACAUGCAUGUCCAACUGGUAUAACAUCAGACCAUCUUUCCGUUGGAACAUAUAUAAUUAUAAUUUUUUCAUCAUUUGUUGCCGUAUUCUUCAUUGUCGGCAUAAUUAUACAAAAGUUUGUUAGAAAGAAAUCUGGCAAAUAUGUUGUACCUUUUGUGGAAUUUUGGAUGCAGCUUCCAGUACUUAUAAAGGCUGGUGUAUUACUAAUUGUCUGUCGUGGUAAACAUGUUGGAUACGAGCAUUACUAACUCUACGAAUGGCUGGGUAUCUCAAGCUUAGUGAGAAGAACAAUAAACAGAAUAAAGGACAAAUUUUAAUACAACUGAAUUAAGAAAUGAACAUUUAUGUUACAUGGCAUAUUCCAUUCCGACCCUUCUGUUUCAUAGUGAAAAUGGAGAAAAUUCAGCAAGUUUUUUAGAUGAAGAGAUAAUUUUGAUGUUCUGCACUUUUGCUCGUCAUCAUCUUACAGUAUAUCGCUAAAUGCAGUCUUAACAUAGGCCCCUACAGAAACUGAAAACCUUACGUCAAAGGCUUGGCGACUACGAAACGUUUAUACAGUUGUAUAUCUAAAAGGUGGAAUCACACCUUGUCAUUCUUAUAGGAAAUUAUGACGAAUAAGGCUGUUACUCUAACUAUCUCAAUUCUCAUAAAGUCAAGUUUAAUCAAUUCUACUUAUCGCCAAUUUGUUUUCAUCAUAAAUACAAAAAUAUGUGUAUUAGAAUAAAUAUAAACUUUUAUUUAAAACUAUACCCACUUCUGAAAAAUGAUACUUUGUCCUGUCCUCAUGGUGUCAUGAUGCGUCCCCGCCAGCACAACAGAAAGAUAACACGACAAAAUGCUAUUUUGUCUAGUCCUCGUGUUGUCGCAUAGGACUCCGCUAGCAUGAGGACACAAAAUAAGGCGCCAUCAUGACAGAAAAAUAUGACUUGUUGUCGUAUCUUCAAGUCGCGUGCUGGCCGGGUCACCAACACGGAGCCAUGACGAAAAUUAUUCAUCGUUCUGUCGUGUUGUUGUUCUAGCAUGUCGACAUCACAACAUGGCAAAAACGAAACACCAAAAAUUUCCGUCUGUAAUUUGUAGUAAAGACUUAUUAGCAGAACCAAGCGGUGCCGCAGCAUCGCACUACAGAAUAUGAAAAAGAAACAACUAUCAAAUUCUUUCUAUCCGCGAAGUUAAUCAAUCUUGCCUUCCGGUCAGUCUGAGUUGUUUGGUUUCAUUCCUACAUACUCUUUCUUGGUAUCAGAAGACGCUUACAGUUUACGGAACGCACUUCCCAUGAACGCAAUUAACUUUCAUAUCCAAGGUACCGUUUGAUUCUGCACUCAACAGUACUGGGGUUUGAUUCAAAUCAGUUUCUUUUUUGGACUUUUUACUUGAAAAAUAACCCAUCAAUUGUCAUUUUUGAACAGAAAAAGUGUUUACGUGUAUACGGUGUUUUGUUUUGCUGUCAGGUUAUAUUCCAAACUGUUGUAACGAAUGUGCAAAGUUAUCUCCCUUUAAUUUAGUUACGCCAUUUAUAAAUAAAGACGCAAUUAUAUAUUUUUAUUUUUAAAUUGCAGUCAUUUAGAAAAGUGAUAAACCUGCGUAUUAUAUGUAACCUUGUUUUGUAUUUGAACACGUUUACGUUUUCAUGGUAUAUUUGACCCAUAAUUAAAUGUUACAAUAGGUGCUCUAUAAGGAAAUACAUGUAUAGUCAAACGCUCAAAACAAUAAAAUUAGAUCUAC